This is a messenger RNA of Loxodonta africana (African savanna elephant), 12649 nucleotides long. RefSeq names its product F-box protein 11 (gene FBXO11). Gene Ontology annotation, molecular function: protein binding; zinc ion binding. Gene Ontology annotation, biological process: regulation of apoptotic process; ubiquitin-dependent protein catabolic process. The coding region runs from base 99 to 2630 and encodes 843 amino acids. Lineage: Eukaryota; Metazoa; Chordata; Mammalia; Proboscidea; Elephantidae. The transcript has 23 exons. The record is from RefSeq and is a predicted model, not a curated record.
CGCCGCAGCAGCAGCCGCCGCCGCCGCCACCGCCGCCUCCGCCGCUGCCUCAGGAGCGGAACAACGCCGGCGAGCGGGAUGAUGACGUACCUGCAGAUAUGGUUGCAGAAGAAUCAGGUCCUGGCGCACAAAACAGUCCGUACCAACUUCGUAGGAAAACUCUUCUGCCGAAAAGAACAGCGUGUCCUACAAAGAGCAGCAUGGAGGGGGCCUCAACUUCUACCACGGAAAACUUCGGCCAUCGUGCAAAACGUGCAAGGGUAUCUGGAAAAUCACAAGAUCUGUCAGCAGCACCUGCUGAACAGUAUCUUCAGGAGAAACUGCCAGAUGAAGUGGUUCUAAAAAUCUUCUCUUAUUUGCUGGAACAAGAUCUUUGUAGAGCAGCUUGUGUGUGUAAACGCUUCAGUGAGCUUGCUAAUGAUCCAAUUUUGUGGAAACGAUUAUACAUGGAAGUAUUUGAGUAUACCCGCCCUAUGAUGCACCCGGAACCUGGUAAAUUCUAUCAGAUUAAUCCAGAAGAGUAUGAACAGCCAAACCCUUGGAAAGAGAGUUUCCAGCAGUUGUAUAAAGGUGCACACGUAAAACCAGGAUUUGCUGAACAUUUCUACAGUAACCCUGCAAGAUAUAAAGGAAGAGAAAAUAUGUUGUAUUAUGAUACCAUUGAAGAUGCCCUUGGUGGGGUUCAAGAGGCUCAUUUUGACGGGCUCAUCUUUGUUCAUUCUGGAAUAUAUACUGAUGAAUGGAUAUAUAUUGAAUCUCCAAUCACCAUGAUUGGUGCAGCACCUGGAAAAGUAGCAGACAAAGUUAUAAUUGAAAACACUAGAGAUUCAACUUUCGUUUUUAUGGAAGGUUCUGAGGAUGCUUAUGUUGGCUAUAUGACAAUAAGGUUCAACCCUGAUGACAAAUCUGCCCAGCACCACAAUGCACACCACUGUUUAGAGAUUACAGUCAACUGUAGCCCUAUUAUUGAUCACUGUAUCAUCCGAAGUACAUGUACAGUUGGUUCUGCCGUAUGUGUCAGUGGUCAAGGAGCAUGUCCCACCAUCAAACACUGUAACAUCAGCGACUGUGAAAAUGUUGGACUUUAUAUAACAGAUCAUGCACAGGGAAUAUAUGAGGAUAAUGAAAUUUCCAAUAAUGCUUUAGCUGGGAUUUGGGUUAAAAAUCAUGGAAACCCAAUUAUUAGACGGAAUCACAUUCAUCAUGGACGUGAUGUUGGUGUGUUCACAUUUGACCAUGGCAUGGGUUACUUUGAAAGUUGCAACAUACACAGAAACAGGAUAGCAGGCUUUGAAGUGAAAGCCUACGCUAACCCCACAGUGGUUCGAUGUGAAAUUCACCAUGGGCAGACUGGAGGAAUAUAUGUCCAUGAAAAAGGAAGGGGACAGUUCAUAGAGAAUAAAAUCUAUGCAAACAACUUUGCAGGUGUAUGGAUUACCUCAAAUAGUGACCCAACAAUAAGGGGGAAUUCUAUAUUUAAUGGAAAUCAAGGGGGCGUUUAUAUCUUUGGUGAUGGACGAGGCCUUAUCGAAGGAAAUGACAUUUAUGGCAAUGCAUUAGCUGGAAUUCAAAUUAGGACAAACAGUUGUCCAAUUGUUCGGCAUAACAAAAUUCAUGACGGCCAGCAUGGUGGGAUUUAUGUGCAUGAGAAAGGACAAGGAGUAAUAGAAGAGAAUGAAGUGUAUAGUAAUACUCUGGCUGGAGUCUGGGUGACAACCGGCAGCACUCCAGUACUGAGGAGAAACAGGAUACACAGUGGCAAGCAGGUUGGUGUCUAUUUUUAUGACAAUGGACAUGGCGUGCUAGAGGACAAUGAUAUAUAUAAUCAUAUGUAUUCAGGGGUUCAGAUAAGGACGGGAAGCAACCCCAAAAUUAGACGCAACAAAAUCUGGGGAGGACAGAAUGGUGGAAUUCUAGUUUAUAAUUCUGGUCUAGGCUGUAUAGAAGACAAUGAAAUAUUUGACAAUGCAAUGGCUGGAGUCUGGAUUAAAACAGAUAGUAAUCCUACACUAAGAAGAAAUAAAAUCCAUGAUGGAAGAGAUGGUGGCAUCUGUAUAUUUAAUGGGGGUCGAGGUCUCCUUGAAGAAAAUGAUAUUUUCAGGAAUGCUCAAGCAGGUGUUCUCAUCAGCACUAAUAGUCAUCCAGUCUUAAGGAAAAACAGAAUAUUUGAUGGAUUUGCUGCAGGUAUUGAAAUCACAAACCAUGCAACUGCAACACUAGAAGGCAAUCAGAUUUUUAACAACCGGUUUGGAGGCUUAUUUUUAGCAUCUGGUGUUAAUGUGACAAUGAAAGAUAACAAAAUAAUGAACAAUCAAGACGCCAUAGAAAAGGCUGUUAGUAGAGGCCAGUGUUUAUAUAAAAUAUCAAGUUAUACCAGCUAUCCCAUGCAUGAUUUCUACAGAUGUCACACUUGUAACACCACAGACCGAAACGCCAUAUGUGUGAACUGCAUUAAGAAGUGCCAUCAGGGACACGACGUAGAAUUCAUUAGACACGAUAGGUUUUUCUGUGACUGUGGCGCUGGAACACUGUCUAAUCCUUGUACAUUAGCUGGUGAGCCUACACAUGAUACAGACACACUAUAUGACUCUGCUCCACCUAUAGAAUCUAAUACAUUGCAGCACAACUGAAUUCCUUCCCUAAAGAAAAAGUCCUGCCAUUCUAACAUCAUAACUUAAAACUUUUUUUUGGAAGAAGAUUUAAAAUAUUUGCCCAUGCUACAGGAAGAGACUGUAUUAAAAAUGGAGGUCAGUUGACACUAUGAAGCUCAAGCUACCAAAAAGAAAGUGGCAAUAUAUUGACUCAGGAUCUCAAAGCUGGGUGUUUUAGCAUUACUGUGUAAAGACUUUUGAAGGGACAAAAGUGAAGAAAAUAAGCUGCAAUUUUGUACAGAUACCAACUUCUGAAAAGCUGGUGUUUUUACAACUAGCAUUGAAUGCAGUCCAGUUGGCAGUAGUAAUCUUCAGUAGACAAGCAGCUUUGUUGCUGCCCUUAUGGACAUGGGUACCAAUUGCUUUUGUAAUAUGGUAAAAAUGUGAGUUAGCACUUCCGUGUUUCUUUUGGUUUUUUUUGUUUUUUUGUUUGUUUGUUUGUUUUUUAACAUGUAUUCAGAUUGAGAAAUAUGAUUUUAAUGCUUUAAUCUCAUGUAGUUUGUUUUUAAUUUCAAGCAAAAUCUUAUUGUACUUGAACGUGCCCUGUUUUGUUAGCACACCUAGACUUGCUGUAACUGUACUCAUGUCCCAGUAUGUACGUUCUUUCUAUGAAAGAGAAAACACUAAUCUUAAAUUAUAUCCAGCAAUGUUUCUGGUAUCCUUUAAGAAAAGUUAAGACUAUUAUUUCCUUCCCUUCUCUGUGCAGCAUUCAGAAACCACCCCUAGAAAGAGUGUUUUCACGAGACUUCCUAGGAAGGGAUGCACUGUAAAACACAAGUAUUCUUGUAACUCAGUUUGUGAAAGGUAAAAACUACUAUGUUUUAAAGGACACUUUAGAAAGUCUCUUCAAAACAGUCCUGUAUUUGAACUCUGUUCAUAGUUUUUUUUUGAACAGUUUAGACAAAACUGCUGGGAAUUAAAAAAAAAUUUCCUGCAUUAAGCUGAGACAAGUAUAUAUACAGCCCUAUACAGUUUCAUAGCUUUUUUCCCCCCCAUUUAUGUGUAUUGGUGACAGUGGGUAUAAACAGCCUGAAAGUGUAUGCAUGUACCAUAACAUCUAGACUUAAUAUAUUGUGGAGUAUUCAAUAACCAUUAUGUAGAAGGUAGAUAAGAAUUAAAAGGGUUUAAUUUCCUAGAAAGAAAAUGGAAAAAUGGUCAUUUUUAAAAAAUAAAGUUUAUUAGAUCAUAAUAAUGUUGUCUGAAGUUACCACCUUCGUCAAAAGCCAAACUUUCCCAAUGUAGUCUAUAAUUCCUUAAUCAAAGUCAACAACUUAUGGACAGCUUCAACCUCUACAGUUGACCUUUCACUAGCCAGGCAAACUUCCCUUAAAAUUAGAAAGAAAAAAAAAGUUUUUUUAGUUUACAUUUUCCACGGUGCAUCAUCCCUCCUCCCCCUUUACUGUUUUUGCAGAAAAUGUUUAAUAAAGUCAGGUGUAUGGUAAAAUUCGACCCAGUUAUAAUUACCGAAAUAACCGCAGUGACUUGGUCAUCUUCUCAAACUCUCUUGCUUUCCUGUGUCCCUUUUGGAUGACCUCCUCCGGGAGAUUAGCAAGCCUGGCUGCAUUAAAGCCGUAGCUUUUAGGACAGGCUCCCUUAAUGAAUUUAUAGAGGAAGGUAAUAGUCUCCUGGCUGGGGUCUUCACAUUCGUUUUCUACCAUGCAUGCCUUUUUAAAAAAGAAAAAUAUUGUAUUACGUUCAUGUACUAGAAAUGGAAGCACCCAAAUUGAUUGCCUCGAAAACCUGAACUGCGUACAAUCUGCACAUACCAUGUGUCCUAGGCGCACGGCAACAUUUUGAGAAUAAUUUUCUACUAAGGAGUGGUAGUGAGUAGAAAACAGUGUACGGCAUUUUAUGUUCUCAGCGAGUUCCUGAACAACUGCAUCUGCUAUUGCUGUCCCAUCAAAUGUUGCAGUACCUCUUCCUGUAAAAGUGAAAUGUGCAUGAGAUAAUACGAUCUGCCUUAUAACAAAAAAGAUGUACCUUACAGUCGAAUGUGGAAGAACAGGAUAGUAAGAUCAAAUGAGGACAUCCAAAACCGGUCUGUAAAUAGUCUAUGCUUAGCUAAGUAAGUCUUGUUUAACUGUUCUUGGGGAAUGGGGUGCCUUUUUUUUUUAAAGAGGACUGCUUACGUGCCACUGGUCUUCAGAAACUUCUUAGUGAAUAAUAAAUAAUUCUCAUUAUUUGCAUAUUAUAACAAGUGAAUUUUAGUAAGGCUAAGAUACUGAAGGGAAUAAGGAUGGCUCAGUGGCAACAUUCUGGCCUCCCAUGUGGGAGAUCCACAGUUGGUUCCCUGCCAGCGCAGCGCACCUCCAGCACGGCCACUGUCAGUGAAGGCUGGCUUGUUGCUAUGGCGCUGAACAGGUGUCAGUGGCAUUUACAGACCGAGACGGCCAGUGACAACCCUGUGGACCGACCACAGAGGCCCAGUCUCACUGUGUGUGGGCUCGCCCUGAGUCAGUCAGGGGCCCUCAAGCAGCCCAAGGGGCUUAAAGCCUUAGUGGUUGGUAGUGGGUCUGUGGAAUGACAGUGAGUGCAUGCUCUAGGGGCAUUUCUUCCUUUCUAGAAAGCAAUUCUCUGCAGUUACGGUUUUAGAACAGCCUUCAAAUGAAGACUUGAACGCCUUACCUAGUUCAUCCACAAGCACCAGAGAAUGUGCGGUCGCGUGUGUCAGGAUGCUGGCAGUCUCACUCAGCUCAACAAAAAAUGUACUUUCACCUUAAAAAAAAAAAGUCUCAAAAUAGAUAUUCCUUUUAAGAAUCAUGUGACAGAACACCUUUUAGUUUCCUAUCAUUUUAACCUGAGUUCCCCAGUGGUGCUGGUACUAUAGGCUAUAAAUCUCAUUAAGAGAUUUGUGUAAUUCUUAAAAUACUUGAAGUAAUGUUUCUUAAUCAGCUUUCCGUAACGCCAGAAAGUUUAAAAACAUCAAAUUUAAAUGGCUCAUAUAUAAAUGAAUCAAGUUUGAGAUGUGUUUAUCACUUAAAAUAUAGAAAUAAACUGUCAAGCCUUAGGUGGGAAAAGAAACUCACCUGACAUUAUUCUGUCUGAGGCACCAAGUCUAGUAAACACUCUAUCAAUCGGUGUGAGCCUGCACACUUCAGCAGGUACAUAGCAACCCAUCUGGGCCAUUACAGCUAACAGGCCAGCCUGUGAAUGGGGAGGAAAAGCCUUUUAGGACUAGUAUUAAAAUAACCUAUACAAAGAAUUUACCAGAACAAAGAGACAGUAAGCCAAACUAAUAAACAUCUGUCUUUCCAAGAAGUAGGCAGGUUCUGUUCUACAUCCAUUUGCUAGAAUGGAGAAAAAAUGAGGCUUAGAGAGGUAAGAGGCUUAAGACUUAACUGGCCUUAAAACCUAGGAGCCUGCAUACUGAACCAUUACACUAGUGAUUUCUCAACCCUGGCUACACAGUAGAACCACCUGGCAACUCUAAAAUACUCAUGCCUAGAACCAUUUUCAGGGGGUGGAACCCUUAUACUUUUUGUCCCAUUCUCAAGGUGAUUUUCUUGAGAGUGUUGAAAUCCAGUACAGUACACUAUACUCUCUUUAGCAAAUUUGGUGAACAGGAGUGUAAUAUAGGCAAGCCGCAAACUUUUUCUGUAAAUAUGGCUCUGUGGGUCGUUAACUAUCUCUGUCACAUGUAUCAAAAACAGUCACUCGAGGUCAUGAAUUUUAUUUGCUUUCCUAUCUGAAUAUGUCUGCCAUGGGUCUUUCUUAAGAAGGGUUCCUAGAAAUGAGUCUGCAGAAGUAUUGCUUCCUACAGACAGACCUGCCUAUAAAUACCACCCCCUGAAUUCUGAAGAUCACCUCCAACACUAAAGAUAUGAAGAGUUGUGGGGUCAUUUUGUCUAAACCUUGAUAAAAUAGUCGCACCAAAUUUUCAUAUUAGAAAAGAAACUAGAUUGUAGUUCAGUCUCCCCCUUUUUUUCUUUUCAUUGUUAAAAUAAGAAGUAUGGCUUCAUAAGCAUCUAUAUAAAACAUUUGCACCUUACUUCUGUGUGACCUUUGUAUUUUUAUUAUGAAUACAUCUACAUUCUAGGGAAAUCAAUCAAGUCAAAGAACUUCUAAGGAAAUCAUGAACUAAAAAUCCCCUCCCUUUUUUCACACACACUUCUGCUAACAUUAGACAGGAGUUCCUGGAUUGUGCGAAUGGUUAAACACUUGACUAGCUGAAAGGUUAGCGGGUUUGAUCCCACCCAGAGGCGCCCGGGAAUCUGCUUCCAAAACGUCACAGCUUUGAAAACCCUACGGAGGGAGCACUUUUACUCAGUACACGUGGGGCCGCCGUGAGGUGAAACUGACGCAACAGCAAUCAGCAACAUCAGGCAGAGAUAUUUGAAAGCAAGUAAUUCUCCAUUUUAUAACACAAGAAAUUUCCCUUUAUUUCUUAGUAAGCAACUAAAUUUUAUCUAACUUGGGCUGUUUGGGAAAAGAUGACCUAGCUGUGUAAUAUAUUCAGUGUUACAAAUGGCCUUAUGACAACAAAACCUUAAGGAUCAGCUUACCUGCCUCAUGAGUGUAGAUUUGCCCCCCAUAUUUGGUCCAGUAACAAGCACACAAUAAGCUUUGCCAUUUCCCUCCUCUUCCUCACAGCCUAUUAGGAUAUCAUUAGGAAUAAAGUCAUCUCCAAAAAAGGUCUUCGUAAUGCAGGGGUGGCGUGAUCCUUUAAGCUCUAAGAAGGGGGGAUUGUCAUCUUCUGGCAACAGGAUUACUGGACGACACAUAGGGCCAUCACCUCCUCGACUAUAGUUAGCCAGACACAACAAGACGUCUGUUGAAGAGAGGGUAAAAGGAAGUUUUCAUCAUUCUGGGGGUUUCUUGUUGGGUAAACUACCAUACUCAACAGCCCAAAAACCAAACUUCUAUAAAGUCUUCCAAAAUGUAUUUCAUUCAUGGUUAUGUUCUACUUUUGACAGGUAAGUUUGCCAUAAUAUUUUUUUUUUUUAAAAAAAGGAAAUUUAGGAAGUGAAAAAGCUAUCAAAUUAUAAAUGCAUAAAUCAGGGCUUUUAAAUAUUAAUUGCAGUGACAAUCUGGGCUAAAGGGAAAAUUAAAAUAUUUUGAAAUACGUAUGCGUACGAAUUCACUGAAAUACAAAAAGAAAAAAUGUGUAAAGUGCGAAUGGUUAAGCACUUGAUUAGCUGACAGGUUGGCAGGUUAAGUAUAUUAAAAAAUGAUGGAUCAAGAGAUAGUGCUGGCCUUAAAUUAGUGUAGCUACAGUAAUUUAAGCCUAUCAAAUACUAAAAAAUUCGAUUAAAACUUCUCAUUAAGUACUAAAAAUCUUUUAUCACUUUUAUUCAAUUAUUCAAGACUAAAGAAAGGCCAGGGGCCUACUAAAAUCUAAAAGUUAAGUUUCAAGUGAACCACUGCAACUGCUGUGGCAAUGUAGUCAUUCUGCCCAGAGGGGAGGCAUGGAUGUACUUGCCAAAAUAAACACCAUGGUAACUUGUAUCUAGGGUUAUGUGUGAACGGGGACUCUGUCCAGUGGACUUGAAUCUAAGUGCCUCAAUAGCACAACUGAGCAAUAAGCUGUUAAAAUCUUACCCAAUACUGCAAUACACUCUACAGCAGAUUGCCAGUCCUUGUAAUUUUUAUCAAAGUUAUAGAAUAGCCGCCGCAUGCAGUCCUUCAAUGACACGUCUCUCCGUUCUUCAGCGUUUAUCAGAUUAGCCAACUUCUUCUCGAUUGUUUUGGUCCAGUAUCGUUUACAGCCCUUCUUGGUAGAUUUCAACUCAUAUUCUUCUGGCAAGUUCCGGAUGGUGAAACUCUCUGGAAUCUCCAGCUGAUAACGGUUCCUGCCAAUCCCCCAGUAGACUAUGGUCCUGCAGCCAAUCCGACUGCGCUGUUUCUCUAAAUACUCCAGGAGGCUCUGUUCAUUUUCUCUUAUGUCGGCAAGAGCUUGGUCAUAAUCUGAGUCAAAUCCUGCUUUUGGAGUGAUAAGUCCAGUCUUACGAGCCUUUUCAUGGUCAAAGGCUGUAUCCCAUCGUUUCAAUUCUGUAGUCAAAUCAGGAAAUCUGCCUUCAGGAUUUUUUGUCUGGAGGGUAAUGACCUGUUUAAGGAGUUUAGAAUUAAAGUCAUCAACAACUUCUUCCAUUACCUCUAUAAUUUUACACAUUACUUUGAAUCCUUCCAGAGCAGAAAGAAAAUCAAUGAUCUUUUUUUUGCUGUAUGUAGUCUCUUCAUACAUUAUAGCCCUGCUGUCUGGGUGGUUCUGGCUCUUCAGAGGAGACCCAACAUUAUGUAUUUUGCUCAGCAGCCUCUCAAGGUCUGGAAGCUUCUUUAAAAGGUCUACAACCUCAGAGAUUUUGUCAGGCACAACCAUGAGGUCUUCUAUGGCAUCUAGUCGAUCAUUGAUAGGGAAAGGGCUACAGAGUGGGGCACAAAGCCACUGCUUUAGGAGCCGCUUACCAAAAGGAGUAUGGCAGGUGUCAAUUCUCUCUAGCAGGGUCCCUUCAGUAGAACCAUUUGUCCCAUUCAGAAAAAUCUCCAAGUUAUUUAACGUCACUGCAUCUAGCACCAUUCGUUGAUUGGCUUUAACAAAGAUAGCACCAGGCUUUGCGGCACUGACCAUGUCAGAAUCCAAAGGAGUAUAUUCCUCAAAAUUAGCCAUUGAUAAAAGUUCCUGGUCGAUAAGGCAUUUUUUGAGGUAGAAAAUGCAACCACCCAGAGCAGAUAGGGCCAGUUCACUCUUCUCUCCUGGUGUCAACCCAAUGGAAUCAGACUCUGAGGUCAUACCUUUAAGCACCUGGGGUAACAUCACCCCACUGCCCUCAUUUAGCUUUUCUGUAAAGUAUCCAUCUUCAAGGAGAAUUCUCAAAGUUUUGGCUGCAUCCCAAAACUGGGAGCCUGGCAUCAGGCCUUCCUGAAGAGAAGACGAUAACGAACUCUUCAGAAUCAUCCUAGUUUCCGCUGAGAGAUUUCCUUUCUCAAACAAGACUUGGACCGGAGGGUAGUGUGCCACUAGAGUCCUAAACCUGGAACAAUGGCGAUCAUCUGAAAACUGACCUACGUAAAACUUUCCCAGCGAGGUAUCAACAAAGCACACACCAUACACACGGGUGUGGCCAGAAGAAUCUUCCUCUUUUUCCUUGAGGCUAAGAAGAUACUUGCUGUAGUUCUCAGAGGGGUCACCUUCCAGCACACUGUAGGUCUGUGUACCCUUGGUUAUGAUCCUACAGAUCUCCCUCCUCACCACUCUAUCAUGCUUAGAUAUGUGUGCCAUCUUCCGGCAUCGUGCCUCCAUCAUUUCCGGGGUCUCAGUUUGUUCCACUCGCGCUACCUUGUAACCCUUCUGCACCAGGGAAUCUGAGUAUCGGCCAAAUGCAAUUUCAGGGAAACCAGAAUGGGCCCAGUUGCCUUUCAUGAAUACCAGUCCCAGUUCAUUGACUCCAAUGAGAGCAUCCAUGUGAUACAACUCAUAAAAUUUCCCCACCUUAUAAAAGAUGACAAGAUCAAAAUUCUGAGACUUAAUUUGCCACCACUUCCUCAUCCCAGGAGUACAGGAAUUAAGGAAAUCCUCAGGCACAAAGAGUGUGGAUGCAUCAAAAUCAGGGUGAUCGGGCCGCCUCCUGCGUUCAUCUCUUCUCUUCUCCUCCUUAAGCCACUCUAAAGUCUCAUGAUACCAGACAGUGGGACGACUGCUGUCGUCACCUCCUCCACUAACGUGGGAUUGGGAUUCAGAAUUUUGAGGGGCAGAGAAGGCAUUCAGAGUACUCUUCGUUUCUGACAAAAUGCCAGUUGCUCUUUUAGUGGCUGAGGGCAUUUCCUUCCUUGAAUUUUUCCUUUUGAGAGAGCCGUUUCCAGUCAUUGUCUUCUUCCGCUUUGGAGCAACUUUGACGGGACUGUAUAGGCCUUCACUCUCACUGUCCCCCACUCCACUGCUUAUUUCAUCGCUGCUUCCUUCCUCCUUAGCAUCUGGUUUGAACUCCACAUCAGAACCACCAGCGUCACUCUCAGAGUCUGAUAUGACUCUGCGUUUUUUUAUCUGGCGGCUACUACGCCUGGAUCCUUGUGUCUUAGGCUGUACUUCCUCUUCGCUGUCAAUUUCAUUAUUUUCUUCAUGCUUAUCUGAUGUAUUGGUUGCAUCUACCUGCCAAGUAAAGAAAGAGUAUUAAAAAACAAACUAAAAUGUGGUUCAUUACAGUACUGCUGUAGAAUAUCUCGGCAUGCUGCAAUUUCAUACACAAAGAACCCUCCAGAAAUGAGAAACUUUUCUUUCUCAAGGAGUAUCAACUAGACAAUCUGUUUCACCCAACAUUAAGUGUCACACGGCAGACUAAGGGGAUUGCUGUAGGGGGAGCUCUCUCCUAUACAAGUGAGAAAACCAUUAGCUUGACCAUCCAUCACAAGUACCAAUAGCUGAUGUCCUCAUUCAGUGUCACAGCUGUGGAAAUGAGCUUUAAAUCUCCUCCUACAAACAGACAGGAGAAGUAGUUUACAAUUUUACAAAUUUUGGAGUAAAUCACACUGGUUCUAGUCUUUGAUCACCCACAAACCAGCUGUGUAUCUUGAGCCAGCUCAUUUACCUAUCAUGGCUCACCCUCAUGUUCUGAAUUAGGCUAAAUGAUCUCUGUAGUUACCCGUCCACUUCUAACCCUCUGACGAGUGUUACAAUUCCUGAUCUUAACCCUGAAAAAUCAAUACUGCAGUGUGUUAACUUGCUUAUUCCUAUUUCACCUCCAAGACAACAGAAUAAGAUGUAUGAAAACAAUCUUAGUUAUAGAUGAAUCUCUUUUGGGACCUAGCUGUUUAAUGGUCAUGUAUUCUUAAAUGAGUCAGUUUAUUUGUUUCCCAACAGGUUUUAAUUCACUCAAUUUGAAACAAAGGUUGCAUUUCAGGGUUACUUAACAUUUAUUCUUAUCAAUGCAAAAUACAAUGAAUAGUGUAAAAACUAAAAGCAUAAACCUGGCUAAUUGUCAGGGCCUGACUCCACCUUCAUACAGAAGCCUACUACCAGACUCCCUGACCAGGCCAUUGCUGUCCCUGAGUCUGCUUGCACCAAAGUGGUACUACCUCCUGUAGCAUUGCCUGGCCCUCCUGCAGGACUGAGAAACUAAGUAAAAAGGAGUGCAACUAUUGAGAUUCUCAGAAAUCAAACUUAACCUAAAAUCCAGAGAAGUACAGAACCAUGCAUUUAUGUACUAAAAUAUUUAUAUAAAAAACAAGAGGACAUCAUUUCAAUAUGCUUUUUUUCCCCCCAUCACCCUCCUAACACAGAAAGUCUUGGUGGUGCAGUGGUUAAAGCUCUCAGCUGCUAACCAAAAGGUCAGUAGUUCAAACCCACCAACUGCUGCACGGGAGAAAGAUGUGGCAGUCUGCUUCCAAGAUUACAGCCUUGGAAACCCUACAGGGCAGUUCUACCCUGUCUUACAGGGUUGCUAUAAGUCGGAAUUGACAACAACAGGUCCCGACACCAAUAAUAAUGUCCCACCUCCAUCUCCUCGUCCUCUUCUGGCUCUGAGGGCUCAUCACACACUGCCAAUUCAAGCCUCUUAAUCUUGUCUUUAUUUAAGGCUUCAUCUGCACUUUGCAUUGCUCUGAGUAUUUCAGGCUUUGCACUGUAAAAAUGACCUCCCUUCUGGGCUUCCUUUGCUUUUGAACCUAGAAAAAAAUGUUUUCAUAAAUAAAAACUGUUGGCUGGAUAGCUGGUUCAAACUACAUCAUCUGUCUUAAUAAGUAAGACUUAAGGCAAUAAUCAAGUAUUUUUAAUACCCCAUUUUUCUUAUUGAGAUAGAUCAAUAAAGCACAGACGAAGAAAUUUUUAGGGGAAAGCUAUGAGUGAAAUGGAAAUUACUUAUUUUGCCUCCUUGAAGUUGUCUUAACUGCUGGGUCAUCUAGGGCCACUUAGUCUCUCUUCUAAUGGCCUGGGACCCUGGUGCUAAACAGGUGGGGCAUACCUCUUUAAGUGAGGCACCUGGGAUAUACAAGGAGUUCUGAGACCCUUUUUAUAAAAAAAAAAAAAAAAUUAUUCAGAAAGCCAAAAAUUAUAUUGUCAGUUGAAUGAA